Messenger RNA from Cannabis sativa, 2442 nucleotides. RefSeq lists its product as uncharacterized. The record is from RefSeq and is a predicted model, not a curated record. NCBI's taxonomy places the organism in Eukaryota, Viridiplantae, Streptophyta, Magnoliopsida, Rosales, Cannabaceae. Bases 1 to 2442 code for a protein of 813 amino acids. Gene Ontology annotation, molecular function: nucleic acid binding; RNA-DNA hybrid ribonuclease activity. The transcript has 4 exons.
AUGCCGCAAUCCGGGAUCGGUGCCGAGCACUACAAGCCGAGGGAACGGAGAACUGAUCUUGAAGUUUUGGACUUGAAUCACCCGACGUCAAGAGACCAAUCUGCAAGGUUGCCUAACCAGAACGCACAAAUCGACGAGGAUCCUGAGCGCCGCAACCCUCGCAGUCGUCCACCUCGAGAUAACGACGCAGAGUCGGCCUCUUCAUCCUCGCAUGGCCGCACUCCGAGCAGGUAUACGAGGUCUGGCUCUGUACAGACACAGCAAGGAGGACAUUAUCGUGUACACCGAGUGGUUGCGAGCGCCGCAGUCGUAGCGACUCCAACCCCUGCGACAGGAGGAAUCGAUCAAAGCAUGCUUCUGCAAGCCUUGAAGAUGCUUGAGCAGCAGCCUAACCCGGCACUCGUGCCAAAGCCCAAUGGCUCAUGGCGUACAUGCGUUGACUUUACAGAUCUGAACAAAGCCUGUCCCAAAGACAGCUUUCCUCUUCCUAGCAUUGACCAGCUUGUCGAUGCCACUGCAGGUCACGCACUUUUAAGCUUCAUGGAUGCGUACUCGGGUUACAAUCAAAUCCCGAUGUAUGAACCAGACCAAGAACAUACCUCGUUCAUUACUGAUCGAGGAUUAUACUGCUACAAAGUAAUGCCUUUCGGUUUGAUAAACACAGGUGCGACUUAUCAAAGGCUAGUGAAUAUGAUGUUUGCAGAUCUUAUUGGAAAGACAAUGGAGGUAUAUAUUGACGAUAUGCUCGUAAAAUCGCAACAUGCAGAGGAUCAUAUUACGCACUUACAGGCCAUGUUCGACAUAUUGCGACGAUACAAGAUGCGUCUAAACCCAUUAAAAUGCGUCUUUGGAGUGGGUUCCGGAAAAUUCCUUAGUUUUAUGGUAAAUCAGCGAGGAAUAGAGGCCAAUCCUGCGAAGAUUAGAGCGUUGGUAGAAAUGCCGUCACCAACUAAGCCAAAGGAGGUUCAGAGCCUCACAGGCAAAGUCGCGGCUUUAAACCGCUUCAUAUCCAGAUCCUCUGACAAAUGUAAAGAGUUUUUCCAGACUUUGAAAGGUAACAAAAGGUUUCAAUGGGAUGAGAAAUGCGAGCAGGCUUUUCAAGCGUUAAAAACGCAUCUGGGGCAACCUCCAGUUCUAUCAAAACCGUUGCCCGGAGAAGUUUUGUUUAUUUAUUUGGCCGUCACCGAAUACGCGAUUAGUUCAAUACUAGUCCGCGAGGACCAAGGACGUCAACACCCGGUGUACUACGUCAGUAAGCGAUUAUUAGACGCCGAGACGCGUUAUCCUCAAAUGGAGAAACUGGCUUUCGCCUUGAUAAUAUCCUCAAGAAAAUUGCGACCUUAUUUCCAGGCUCACAGCAUUGAAGUUUUGACAAACUUCCCCUUAAGGCAGGUUUUGGCAAAGCCAGAAGCAUCGGGGAGAUUGUUAAAAUGGGCGAUGGAGUUAAGUCAGUUCGACAUCAGGUAUAAACCAAGAACUGCGAUCAAGGGGCAAGCCUUGGCAGAUUUUAUACUUGAAUUCCCAAGCACCGAGGUGGCAGUUGUAGAGGGUGGAAAUGACAUUGCCGUGGCAAGCAAAGAAGUAUGGACAUUGUAUGUCGAUGGAGCCUCAAAUAAUGAAGGUUCUGGCAGCGGGAUCUUGUUAAUCAGUCCCAAUAAUUUCAAGGUACACGCUGCUCUGCGUUUUGAAUUCUCUGCAUCUAACAAUGAAGCCGAGUAUGAGGCUUUAAUCGCAGGUCUAAAAUUAGCUCUCGAGAUGAAAGUCGAGUAUCUACAAGCUUUUAGCGACUCUCAAAUCGUGGUAUGCCAAGUGAGUGGAGAAUACCUAGCAAAAGGCGGAAGAUUGGUUAAAUACUUAGCCAUCGUUCGUGAAAUAAUGCAGAAGUUCAAACAUGUAGUUGUGUCUCGAGUACCGCGUACUCAAAAUGCCCAUGCAGACGCAUUGGCCCGACUGGCCUCCACCAGAGAAGCCGAAUUACUCGAUGUAAUUCCGGUAGAUGUAUUGACUCAUCCAACCAUAGAUCGAGAAACAAUCAUGGAGAUCGAUGACGUUCAGGAGAUUACCUGGAUGACUCCCAUCCUCGCAUACCUUGACAAGGGGCUCCUACCUGAUGAUAAAAUAGAAGCAAGGAAAUUGCGACAGCGAGCAGCCCGUUAUGUGAUAUAUGACCAGAGUUUGUAUCGCAGAAGCUUUAGUCAACCACUUCUCAAAUGUAUCAGUGGAGAAGGCUGCGGUUACAUACUGCGUGAAGUGCACGAGGGAAUUUGUGGCAAUCAUACUGGAGGUAAUUCCCUCGCCUUAAAAAUUAUGCGGCAAGGGUAUUACUGGCCAACAUUGCGACAAGAUGCCCUCGCAUUUGCAAAAAGGUGUGGUAGAUGCCAGCGAAUAGCCACUUACACACACCAGCCCCCGAGUAACCUCCAUUCUAUCACGAGCCCCUGA